Messenger RNA from Pimephales promelas (fathead minnow), 2029 nucleotides. The record is from RefSeq and is a predicted model, not a curated record. Lineage: Eukaryota; Metazoa; Chordata; Actinopteri; Cypriniformes; Leuciscidae.
UGUUUGUGGUUGUAAGAAGCCCAUACACUAGGCUACUAUACACCUCUAUACAUCAACAGAUUAAACUCCAUGUCUGAGCUCAGAACCCAGUUUAAUGAACAUGCUAUUGUUAAAAUGAAUGCCGUUAAAUGAUGGACCAAACAGCAUGCGCUUGAACAGUGGGUGCAAGUUUAAAACUGCAUUGAUCAAACGCCUUCUGUGAUCCUAAUUCAUUCAAGUAUGGUUCAAUAAAGUUCCCGACCGACCCUCAGUUAUUCACGACGUUACUGACCAUCUCCAACCAGAAUCACUUUACUUGUAAACAAGUUCCUCGGUCGCUGAAGAUCAUUAAGUGAUGUGACGUCAUCACCGACACCACAUGGCUCUGGGCGAAACCAACUGACAGAGCUCUCAUCAGCGUGCAGUCAUUAGCCUACUGUUUAUUUUGUUGUAGUGUUAUUGUUUUUGUCGAUCUGAUUCAGCGAUUCGAGUCUUCUGAUCAGAUCUGCUGUUCCUGCUACAGAACUUGAAGCUCCUCCCACAGCAAUUCACCUAUAAAUGCUGGAUCAUUCCCAUCAAGUGAAGAAGACAGUUGAACAUGGAGAACAUGAGUGAUCCAGAACCCUGCCGAAUGGAAGAUGAAGAUACUGAAGAACAAAGAGGCUUUAUUGAACAGAAUGAGGAGAGUGAAGAACUGACUGAAGGCGAUGAGAAACAUCAUCAUGUCAAAAUGGGAGAAAAAACUUUGAAGAGAGCCAAAAAUUCUUGCCCUCAGUGUGGAAAGAGAUUCCCAAACAAAAUAAGUCUUAAACUUCACAUGACAGUUCAUAGUGGAGAGAAACCGUACACAUGUGAUCAAUGCGGGAAGAGUUUCACACAAAAAGGACACCUUAAAGGACACAUGAAGAUCCACACAGGAGAGAAGCCGUACACAUGUGAUCAAUGUGGGAAGAGUUUUGCACAAAAAGGAACGCUUAAUGAACACAUGAAGGUCCACACUGGAGAGAAGCCGUACACAUGUGAACAAUGCGGGAAGACUUUCACACAAAGAGGAGCGCUUAAAGGACACAUGAAGGUCCACACUGGAGAGAAGCCGUACACAUGUGAUCAAUGUGGGAAGAGUUUUGCACAAAAAGGAACGCUUAUUGGACACAUGAAAAUCCACACUGGAGAGAAGCCGUACCCAUGUGAUCAGUGCGAGAAGAGUUUUGCACACAAAAAUCACUUUAAAGUACACUUAAAAAUCCACACUGGAGAAAAGCCGUACACAUGUGAUCAGUGCGGAAAAAGUUUCACUCAAAAAGGAACCCUUAUUGGACACAUGAAGAUCCACACUGGAGAGAAGCCAUACACAUGUGAUCAGUGCGGGAAGAGUUUUAAACGUGGAUUGAGUCUUAAAUCACAUCUACGUAUUCAUUCUGGAGAGAGAUCGUUUUACUGUGAUCAGUGUGGGAAAACUUUUUUUUCAGAACUAUCCCUGAAGGGCCACCUGAAAGUUCAUACAAAGGAGAAGCCUCACAUGUGAUUUUGUGUGGGAAGAGUUUUAGUCAGCUGAGUGCUUUAAAAUCACACCAGAAAAUAGACAGUGGUGUGAAGAAUCACAUGUGAUUUGAUUGUGGGACAAGUGUGACAAGAGAUUCAGUCAGUCAGGAAACAUGUAAAAACAUCAUCCACACUGGAGAGAAGCUGUGCGUGUGAUCAAUGCGGGAAGAGUUUCACAUGAAAAUAAGCCCUUAAUGAUCACAUAAGGCCACGAGUACAUGGGAUCAACAGUGAGUGAUCAAUUGUUAAAACACUGAGAACACUUGCAAAUUCCUCGUUCUUUUAGCUGCAUGUGUAAUACACUCAUAAUUUUCAUGGAAACUGUUUGUUUCUUCGUUUUAUUAAAAUCUUUUAAUAACUGUAAUGUUGACUUAUCAAUGUUUUAGCUUUAACAAAUAAAAUUUACCACGUUGAACAGUGUUUUUUUUAUUCAAAUCUUUUAGUUACUGUUACGUUGACUUAUCAAUGUUUUUGUAAUUGCGAAUAAAAUUUGACAUGUUUUUGAUCA